This is a messenger RNA of Brassica rapa (field mustard), 1765 nucleotides long. Its product is annotated as FBD-associated F-box protein At3g49020. The record is from RefSeq and is a predicted model, not a curated record. Lineage: Eukaryota; Viridiplantae; Streptophyta; Magnoliopsida; Brassicales; Brassicaceae. Gene Ontology annotation, molecular function: protein binding.
GAUCCUCUUUUAUGACUUCUCAUCUUUUUUCUCUCCAGAUUCUUUGCACUUUUCCACUGUGUUUCUCCGUUUGUCUUUUUUUUCUUCUUUUUCUUGCGCAUCCUUUUACUACUAAACACAAGUGACAUCUGUGUGUGAGCUUUAGUCAGAUUCGUGUGUAGGCUGUGUUAUGUGUUCGUCUUUGCGUUCUUAAUCUGAAGGAAGGGAUUAUUGUUGUUUCUGUUGACACGGAAAUGGAACAAAAACGCAAAAUUGGCGGUGAAAGUUUGAGAAAUCGAGAUGCUAAGGACAUGAUCAGUGAGUUACCUGAAGCUUUGCUCCUGCAAAUAUUAUCUUCAGUUCCAACAAAAGAUGUCAUAGCCACUAGUGUUUUGUCUAAACGGUGGAAAUCUGUUUGGAAGAUGGUGCAAAAGCUCAAGUUUGAAUCUGAAAUUGACCAUGUCUCUUCAGAGGAUGUUUACAGGUUGCUGAUUAUGCAUAAAGCUCCAUUUCUGGAAAGUUUGCAUUUGAAAAUUGAAGAUACAAGUGGUCGUUUGGAUAUUGGGAUAUUGAUUGGAAUUGCAUUUUCACGCCAUGUGCGUGAACUGGUGUUGGAUCUCUUCCAUGAUGAUCAAGAGAAAGUAAGGUUUCCGAGUGGAUUGUGUAGCUACAACAAUACACUCGAGGUGUUGAAGUUCAAGUACGUUCUUUUAGACUUUCCUUCUCGGGUUUGUUUCAAUGCACUUAGAGAGCUGCAUCUUUUCCAUGUGGUAUUCAAAAACGAAGCAUCUGUUUGCAACCUUUUAUCUGGCUGCCCUAGGCUUCAGGAUUUGGUUGUGGAACGAAAUAGCAAUUUAGAUGUGGAGACUUACACUAUCGCUGUACCAUCAUUGCAGAGGCUAACCAUAGAAGAGAAUUAUUAUGCCACAGAAUUAAGUGGUGGAGGCUAUGUGAUAAAUGCACCAUCUUUGAAAUACUUGAACAUCCAAUGCCUCGAUCAUAUUGACUUCUGUCUGAUUGAGAAUGCGCCAGAGCUGGUGGAAGCAAAGAUCCUUGAUGUUUCUCAUAUACCCAAUGAGAACAUUCUUGCAUCUCUCACUUCAGCCAAGUGUCUUUCCUUACACUUACCCUCAGAGAUUAAGUAUCCUACUGGUAGCAUCUUCUUUCAGCUGGUCUCCUUGGAGGUAUAUAUAGAUAAAAUAAAUUGGUGGAAUCUACUUUCGUUCAUGCUGGAUAGCUCUCCUAAAUUGCAAAUCCUCAAGCUCUUUGGCUUAUGUCGUGAAGAGUGUCCGGUGGGCUGGGAAUGGAAUCAGCCGAAAUGUGUACCAGAAUGUCUGUUGCUUCAUCUGGAGACAUUGGUGUGGACAAGAUACGUAUGGGGACGAGCAGACACGAAACAAGUGGCCACAUACAUCCUCAAGAAUGCUAGACAGUUGAAGAAAGCAACUUUAUCCACACCAUACAUCGAACCGAAAAUGCUGAAAACGAGGCGAGAGAUGCUCAACGAGUUGGAUAGUGUUGUCAGAGCGUCAAAGUCAUGUCACCUUGUGUUCGAACCCGAAUGAUCUCUAGAAUGUUUUGGGAAAAUGGGAAAUUCUCAACUUGUUGAAUCUUUCAAGAAGUCUAGUGGAUUGUUAAAAUAGUCUGGUGCAUUUUGAUGAUUAAAACGUUGUUGGGUUGUGUCAUCUAUUUAAGCUUUGGUAAUUUGGAAAUGGAACUGAGGCUGAUGUAGAGUGAACAUUUACACUUCUUGUUAAAAGAACAUGUGGCUUUUGGUGUUAAUUAA